This is a messenger RNA of Solanum tuberosum (potato), 1768 nucleotides long. RefSeq names its product vacuole membrane protein KMS1-like. The record is from RefSeq and is a predicted model, not a curated record. Lineage: Eukaryota; Viridiplantae; Streptophyta; Magnoliopsida; Solanales; Solanaceae. The transcript has 8 exons. Bases 123 to 1397 code for a protein of 424 amino acids.
AUAAAUAUUCUCUAAAUAAAUCCCGUAUUUCGAGGUACAUUGAAUUCGACUUCAUCCCUUACAAAUUGGAAUUUCAAGUUUCUCUUCUUUUCUUCUCACAUCGCCAUAGCAGAGUUUCUUGAAUGGGGUCUCUAGAGCAAGAACAACUUCUUGAUUCUCCGCUUCAUGUUGACAACUCUGCUUCUGCAGGACUCCUUGACAAACACAAUAGGGAGCUGGAGCAUUUGAGUCUGACGAAUCAGCCACUAAAGACAGUUAAAUUCUUCUGUUUAGCUGUUCUUAAGUGUCUUCACCAAUUUUCAGUUAACACUAUGAAGUGCAACUGUCUAGUGGUCAUACUGCUGGCAUCUGCAGGUGGGAGUUUACUUUUUACACGUGGUAGGGCGUAUGAGGAGACACUGCAGCCUGUUCAGGAGCUUCUCAGGUAUCUACGGUUUGGACUCUGGUGGCUAGUUCUUGGUGUGGCUUCAUCAAUUGGCCUGGGUUCUGGUCUGCACACUUUUGUCUUGUACUUGGGCCCUCAUAUUGCUCUAUUCACCAUAAAAUCUGUGAGCUGCGGAAGGGUUGACAUAAAAAGUGCUCCAUAUGAUACAAUUCAAUUAAGAAGUGGUCCUUCAUGGCUGGAUAAGGACUGUUCUGAAUUUGGCCCACCAUUAUUUUCUCUACCCGGUGCACGGGUACCAUUGACCAGCAUACUAAACCAGAUUCAGUUGGAAGCUAUAUUGUGGGGUAUUGGAACAGCUCUCGGAGAGCUUCCUCCUUACUUCAUCUCUAGAGCUGCUAGUAUAUCUGGUCGUGAAGGUGAGCUUAUGGAAGAUUUGGAUUCUGCUUCAAAAGAAGAUAGUGGAAUUAUCAGCAACCACUUAAAACAGAUAAAAAAGUGGCUUCUUUCUAACCGACAGUAUUUGAAUUUCUUCACAAUUCUGGUUCUUGCGUCGGUGCCAAAUCCUCUGUUUGACCUUGCUGGUAUCAUGUGUGGGCAAUUUGGUAUUCCAUUUUGGAAAUUCUUUACAGCAACUCUGAUCGGGAAGGCAAUUAUUAAGACUCACAUACAGACGGCAUUUAUUAUUUCAGUUUGCAACAAUCAACUGUUGGACUUGAUAGAAAAUCAAUCAGUUCGGGUGCUUGGUCUCAUUCCUGGAGUUGCCUCGUUCCUGCCAAACAUCAUUUCCAAACUACACACCGCUAGAGAGAAGUACAUGGUAGCAUCCCCUCCAGUGUCUAGUGUUAAGGCAAAAAAGUGGGAUCUUUCGCUUGGUUCAGUGUGGAACACUGUUGUAUGGCUCAUGCUGUUGAACUUCUCAGCCAAGAUUGUAAAUACAACUGCCAAGGGCUAUCUUAGAGAGCAACAAGAAAAGGAGCUCGCUGCACUUGAAAAUAAUCGUGCCAGGGAAUGACAUAUUCAUAGUAGUUCAGUAGGAAGGUUCCGAUUUAGUUGCUGCUAGUUCAUUAAAAAAAUGAUCCUUUUUAGCAGCUGGUAAUAGAUUGUGGUGUACGUUUUUGAAGUGCCAUAAUCUGAUUAUUGUAUUGGAAGUUCACCGCAUACAAGAGGGAGAGGCUUCUUUUUAUGUCCUCAGCCCCUACUUCCUUUAUACACCAAAAAUACACCAUGUACGUGAAUCAUAAUUCAAUGACGAAACAAAUCAGUUCGGAAAGGAUCAUCUUAUAUGAUACUAUAAUUUUUAUUUGCCAUAAGACUUCAGUUUGUGACAUGCAUCUAAUCUACACAUUACAGUUGAGCUCUUGCCACUAAAUCAAAGCUCUUUAA